UGGGCUUGGAACCUUGGAGAGAGAAUCCUCGGAGAACGGUUCGGGAGGUCGGGGGUGGGGAGGAGAAGUUCUGAGUAAAGGCUGGAAAUCCAGAUUGAGCAUAGACAGGGUCUCGGGUGGAAAUGUGGACGCGGGCCGGUUGCCUUCACGUUGCACGGUAGGGACAAACCCAAAAGAUUGGUGGGAUGGGCGUGCCUGCAAAGAAUGAGGUUCUAAUCCCCAUCCCCCGCGCGCGCACAGCGCUGGCCACGCCCUUCCAGGUGAGCCGGCCCUGGUGUCCUGGGCCGACUCUGUCCUGCCCCUCCCUCUCCGUUCACCUAGACCUCUCCUUUCCACCCCCACUAGGCUUGGAGAAAGGUGGAAAAGGUAGAGGACACCACCCCACCCUUCUCUGGGCCACGCUCCAGGGUUGCUUGCUUGCACGCAGCUCCCAGGUGGUCAUGCACCCUGCACCUGCGGAGGCGCUCCCUGGGACGUGAAGAACAGAAAGAACCCGUUUCCUGUUCUACUCUGUUUUCUAGGCCACUCCAAGGUACUGUCACAACUGCCUUGCCUCUUGAAUAGUUUGGCCUCCAUUCAUUUCCCUGUCCCCCAAUCCCCGAACAAACUCGUUUUGUUGGAGUAGAGGGUGAGGGACAGACCUGACACUUGCGACUCCACUGCAGGUAGCCCGAGAGAGACUUGACCUGGCGUCUUUUCUUUUUCCAAUCACUUUUCCCCGCACUUCCCGUGUUUCUUCCUGAUCUUGAUCUCUGCUGUACAGGUGACUGGUUCUCCUUGAUCGCUUCUGUUCCCGCUGGUCCCAGAUUGGCUGUUGGAAUGCCUUUUUCUGUCUUCCGUGACAGUUCCAAUUUUAGAUAAUGCCUCACAUCUCUGCUCCCCGGGGACCUCCUGGAGCCCCCAUGAUCCGGAAGAAGACAGCUUGAACACAGGUGCGUGUGUGUCUGUUCUUUUGUAAGACUGGAGGGACUCUAAAAACUUCUGAAAUGGACUUGGGAUUUGAAUGAUGUAAGCUUUCUUGAGGGUGGAGACUGAAAGCGGGUGAAGUGGAUGAAAAUGAAACCUGAGCUUUAGUGAUCUGUAUACGGACUGCUCGUGGUUGGUUACCUUCUGGGUUUGUUUUUCCCCCCUUGUUUGAUUAUAGCUGUGUUCCUUAUUGUGACUUUGUUCUCUGCCUGUUUUUCUUCCUCUCCCCGGCACCACUUUUCUCCCUGCUGAUGUCUCUGCUGGCAUGCUCUCUCCCUCCCUGUUGGCUUCCAGAAAUUCCUUCACUCUCUCCCUAGCCCUCGGCAGGAUGUUGCGGAGGCUGCUGGAGAGGCCCUGCACACUGGCCCUGCUUGUGGGCUCCCAGCUGGCAGUUAUGAUGUAUCUGUCACUAGGGGGCUUCCGAAGCCUUAGUGCCCUCUUUGGCCGGGACCAGGGCCCAACGUUUGAUUAUUCUCAUCCCCAUGAUGUCUAUACUAACCUCAGUCACCUGCCCGGGGCCCCUGGAGCUGCAGGGGCUCUCCCAGCUCAAGCUCUGCCUUACUGUCCAGAGAGAUCUCCUUUCUUAGUGGGUCCCGUGUCAGUAUCCUUUAGCCCAGUGCCAUCGCUCGCCGAGAUUGUGGAGCGGAAUCCCCGGGUGGAGCCAGGGGGCCGGUACCGUCCUGCGGAAUGUGAGCCACGCUCCCGGACGGCCAUAAUCGUGCCCCACCGUGCCAGGGAGCACCACCUGCGGCUGCUGCUCUAUCACCUGCACCCCUUCCUGCAGCGCCAGCAGCUUGCAUAUGGCAUCUAUGUCAUCCACCAGGCUGGAAAUGGAACGUUUAACAGAGCCAAACUCCUGAAUGUUGGGGUGCGGGAAGCCCUGCGUGAUGAAGAAUGGGACUGCUUGUUCUUACAUGAUGUGGACCUCCUUCCAGAAAAUGACCAUAACCUCUAUGUGUGCGACCCCCGGGGACCUCGCCAUGUUGCUGUUGCCAUGAACAAGUUUGGAUACAGCCUCCCGUACCCCCAGUACUUCGGUGGGGUUUCGGCCCUCACUCCUGACCAGUACCUGAAGAUGAACGGCUUCCCCAAUGAAUAUUGGGGCUGGGGUGGUGAGGAUGAUGACAUCGCCACCAGGGUUCGCCUGGCUGGGAUGAAGAUCUCCCGACCCCCCACCUCUGUGGGGCACUACAAGAUGGUGAAGCACAGAGGGGAUAAGGGCAAUGAGGAAAACCCCCACAGAUUUGACCUCCUGGUCCGUACCCAGAAUUCUUGGACACAAGAUGGAAUGAAUUCACUGACAUACCAGUUGCUGGCUAGAGAGCUGGGUCCUCUCUAUACCAACAUCACUGCAGACAUUGGGACUGACCCUCGAGGUCCUCGGGCUCCCUCUGGUCCCCGAUACCCACCGGGUUCCUCCCAGGCCUUCCGACAAGAGAUGCUGCAUCGCCGGCCCCCAGCUAGGCCUGGCCCUCUGCCUACUGCCAACCACACAGCUCCCCACGGUUCACACUGAUUCUUCUCUGUCCACUUUAAUCAUGAAACUGAAUCAGAGGGGUCGUGUUCCCCACGCCCUCUGCUCCUCACUGCUUUCGGAGGGAUGUGAGGGAACUAAACCCUAGUGCUGUGCUGGGGGGCAGGGACCUCUCCUCACUGCUAGACUGGAGCUGGGCUCCUCUAGACCUGGAGGUUCCUCUUUCUAGGGGCCACCUGUCAGGGCUUAUGACUGUGAAUCCUUGAGGUCAUUUUAUGUGACGAAUCCUAGGAGUCCCCGGCCCCCGGGGUAGGCGCAGGGCUGGACCCCAAGCCUCUUCCUCGUCCAUGGAUGUCACUCCUUUCCAAGAGUGACCUGGCUUCUCCUGGGAGCUCUGUGAAUAUUUAUUCUAUUUAUGGUUCCCAAGAAGCUGUUCUGGUGGAGGAAGCCCCUGCCAGGGCAUUUCCUGCCAGUGCUGGAGUAGCUCCUGUGGUCUUGGCCCAGGGGGCUGGGAUUUUGAUACCUUUUCUAAUAAAGGACUUAGUCUCACCUUU
Peromyscus leucopus (white-footed mouse) is the source of this 2994-nucleotide messenger RNA. It is a transcript of the gene B4galt3, whose product is annotated as beta-1,4-galactosyltransferase 3. Gene Ontology annotation, biological process: galactosylceramide biosynthetic process; carbohydrate metabolic process. Bases 1232 to 2482 code for a protein of 416 amino acids. The transcript has 6 exons. The record is from RefSeq and is a predicted model, not a curated record. Gene Ontology annotation, molecular function: glycosyltransferase activity. Lineage: Eukaryota; Metazoa; Chordata; Mammalia; Rodentia; Cricetidae.